UUCUCCUCUUUGCACCUCUCACCUCGAGGUCAAACUCGAUCAAGGCCAUCGCGAGGCACAACGGCGCCCACAACACGACAAUUGCCAACAGCACAGCCCAAUUCCGCAGUCGCUUGCUUCCCUUCUUUUUGGCCCAUCCGAAAGCAGCUCCUUGCCGCAAUCUUUUUGCGCGCAAUCGCAACCCGACUUCGGUCCCUCGCAGAAUUUUGUUGAUGCCUUCCUUACCAAGAUCGAAACCCGCGUCGGCCUUGCCAAUCCCUCUCUAGGCUCUCCUCUCUAUCACCACAGUACCCGAAUUCAUCUUCCUCUGCUCUCCAGCUGGCAGCAGUCAUCGUCCACUCGACUCCGCCUGCCGCCUGCGGGUGGUGACCAACCCCCAACAUGGCUUCCCAUAGCAACAACUCACCACACCCGGUGCUUGCCGCCACACAUAUUGCGUCUGUUCGCUCGGCGGCCGAGAAGCGCCUCGGAAUACUCUUCUACGCCUCGCCGAUUGACUAUGGAUGGCAUGGCGACAUCCGCAAGCGCUACACUGACUUCCUGGUCAACGAGGUUCGCAAAGAUGGAAGCGUCAUCCAUCUGUCCGACUUUCAGCAGUCUUCCAGGCGUCCCCGCGUGGACGACGCACCUACCAACAAUACCGCCGGUGCCCAGUCUUUGGAUGUUAGAGCCCCGCCAGCGCACCCCAUCAAAGCAGAAGCCGGCAACACCCAAGCUGUCGCCGAGGCCACAAUCAUCACGCCCAUCAACGAUGCCGACAGAGAUAUUCUGACCAACAUGCUGGGAGACACGGUGGUCCAUGAGCUGAUCGACUUGGAUGCUAAGAUCCAGCGGAAGGACAACUCGAGCCGGGGCGUCCUCGUGAGCUUCCCCGCUAUCCAAGACCGCCAGCAACGCACCCUAGUCCAUCAAGAAAUCCGGCGCAUUUUUUCGUCUCGCCUAGAGACUCAAGCCGGCGACGGAGGCAUCAUCAAUGCUCGCGCCGCGCCGCGCAACACUGGCUACCGUCAAAACCAAAAUGGCCCUCGACAGAGCCAGAACGGCCCUCGUAACAGAGACAAUGGCUGGCGCGGCGGGCAGCGUGCAGAGCCUCGGGCUCACCGGAAUCAGUACCUGCACUUCACCUUGUACAAGGAGAACAAGGACACCAUGGAUGCGAUCAACCACAUUGCCAGGCUUAUCAAGGUCAAGGCAUCCAACUUUGGAUUCGCCGGCACUAAGGAUCGACGAGCCGCCACUGUUCAGCGGGUCAGUGUCUGGAACAAAGACAUUAGUGAUCUUGUCAGUCUCAACGACAAGAUGACCGGUAUUCGCGUCGGCGACUUUGCCUUCCAGAAGAAACCAAUGCAGCUCGGUCAGCACGGUGGCAACCAGUUUGUGAUUGCCAUCAAGAACGUCCAGCUUACUCGAGGUGGCAACUUCUCCAUUGCACAUCGCCUGCGCAUGACCGAGUACUGCGUCCAGUUCGCACUGGAUAACAUCGUGCGCACUGGCUUCAUCAACUACUUUGGACUUCAGCGCUUCGGCACGCACGCUAUUGGGACGCAGGAGAUUGGCAUGAAGAUUCUUAGAGAGGAUUUCACGGCAGCCGUCGAUGGGAUUCUCCACGUCGACCCGGAUCUCUCGCUCGCUAUUGCGUCCGGAAACAGCGAGGCGCGGUUCCACAAGGACGAGUUCGACCGGGCCCGCGCCAUCGCGAUCUGGAAGAUGAGUGGCAAGGCCGAGGCCGCUACGAGGGUUCUGCCCAAGAAAUACGCCGCCGAGAACAGCCUGAUCCGCCAUCUGGGGAAGGCCCCUAACGAUCACUGCGGAGCGAUCCUCUCUAUCACUCGCGGCCUCCGUCAGCUGUACUGCCACGCCUACCAGUCUUACAUCUGGAACUAUGCGGCCAGCAAGCGGUGGUCUCGUUAUGGCGACCAGGUCGUCGUGGGAGACCUUGUCAUGGUCCAGCCCAACGAGUCACCCAUUGCACAGAGGUCCCCCGCGGAGGACAUGUCCGAGGAUGUCAACCAAGAGGAAGAGGAGUUCUACCAGCGGGCCCGCCCCCUCACCAAGGAUGAGGUCGCCAGUGGACGCUACACCAUAUUCGAUGUAGUCCUUCCCGCGCCGGGCUUCGACGUCAUCUACCCUGCCAACGACAUAGGUGCUUUCUAUUCUGACUUCAUGGCCCGCCAGGAGAAUGGCGGCCUCAACCCGUACGAAAUGCGCCGCAGACAGCGCGAGUUCAGUCUUAGUGGCCACUACCGCAAGCUCAUGGCCAGGUUCACGGCUACUCCCAUGUUCGCAGUUCGCCCCUACACGGAAGACGAGGAGCAGAUGCACCCGACAGAUCGCGACCUGAUCGAGUGGCGGAAAUUCCACAAGGCGGCCGAGAUUCAGAGCACGGCAAACGCAUGGAACAACUUCGCGAAUAAUGCGGACAAGUUCGACGCUGCGCUGCUUGACGAAGCGCGCCGCCGACGCAUGCAGUCGCCCAACAUGCCCAGUGAGACACGCAUUAAUGAUGAGUGGAUCGAAACUGCCCUUGAUGGUGGCAAGCGUCAGAAAGUCCAAAAUCCUGUCAAGGUCGAGACUAUUUCGCACACGCAAGACCAUGACAUGAAGGAGAAUACACCUCCUCCGCCGAUUGCCGAGCCCGAUGCCAUCUCGAAGAACGAGGAUCUCACGAAGACCCCAUCAGAGCGAGCUGAUGUGCCAAUGGCCAACGCUGAAUUGGUUCAGCUGAGCAAGAAUGAUGACAUCAAGUCCAUGGAGAGUAAAGAAGCCAAUCGCCCUGCCAGCGCAGGACUCGCUUCCCCCACAACUGCUCGCCCCGACCUGAUGGGCUACCUGCAAGCCCACCUCAAGAAGUCGGCCGAGGACAGCGAGAAUGAGAACGCGCCUAUGGAUCGUUCUCAGUCGCCACCGGACUCCAAACCAGCCGUGGCUACCGACGGAGGCUCUGCACCGGAGCAGGCAAGCAAGGAGAUUCCCUCGAGGGCCACCCGAGCAACACCCCCCGUCAACGUUUUCGAUGACUUUGCGAAGUUUAUCCACAAGGAUCACCCUGCCGUCAAUGUGACCGGACGGGUGCCGCUUCCGGUGGAUGGUAACGGCGAAACCGUGGCCGCAUCUGAGGACCAGAAAGUUGCGGUUAUUCUCAAUUUCACCCUCAACUCGAGCAACUAUGCCACCGUCUGCAUGCGGGAGAUGAUGGGACAGGCAGCUGGUAACUAAGUCGCCAGCUUCACAUCCUCAACGAGGGUGGAACUUCUAACCACCCAUCAUGAUGGACAUCGUCGGAAGCCAACCACCUACGCGAGAUACGUGGAUCGGCUUUGUUGAGAUUUAUUUUGUUUGGCGAUAUGUUGCACUUGCUCAUGGUAGCAGGCGUCCCUGGGAACCGGAGGUAGAAGAUGGAAGGCGCGAGAACGAUGGAGGAGCAAAGCACGACCGACCAAAGAAGCGUCCGGACCGGCGAAGAUUUGCGGAUCAUUACGCGCUGAUUAGGGCGCUGUGACGGAUGGCCCAUUCUCCUGUUGUCUAAAUUCAGAUACCCGCCAGCUUUCACAAGCUGGGCACAUGUAUGUGGUGGCUGUCCAACUGAGUUAGGUGGGUAUGGUUGGAGGCCCAAAUCUCAUUUUCAAUGACCACUUUCACCAGCUUGUCCCCAAUGGUGAGGUUCAAGUAUAUAGCGCGCGCAUGGGAGAUGGUCGUUUUGGCCUUCGUCCUCCAGCCCGAGCUGUUUGCCUUGGCUUGAUGCUCAACGCCAUCUCUCCCUUUCAAAAGGCAGCCUUGGUUCUCUUUGAUGCCGUUUUUACGCCAACAUCCAACUACACUCAUCCGUAAUCAGCCGUAUCCCCUGCGUGACCCUGGGCUACAAUUUUCAAGAACAUGCAUCUCGUUUGAGC
Messenger RNA from Gaeumannomyces tritici R3-111a-1, 3890 nucleotides. RefSeq names its product tRNA pseudouridine synthase D. Gene Ontology annotation, cellular component: nucleus. The transcript is spliced from 3 exons. Gene Ontology annotation, molecular function: RNA binding; pseudouridine synthase activity. NCBI's taxonomy places the organism in Eukaryota, Fungi, Ascomycota, Sordariomycetes, Magnaporthales, Magnaporthaceae. Gene Ontology annotation, biological process: pseudouridine synthesis. The record is from RefSeq and is a predicted model, not a curated record. The coding region runs from base 382 to 3216 and encodes 944 amino acids.